Rodentolepis nana is the source of this 1980-nucleotide messenger RNA. The record is from the annotation of a GenBank genome assembly. NCBI's taxonomy places the organism in Eukaryota, Metazoa, Platyhelminthes, Cestoda, Cyclophyllidea, Hymenolepididae.
AUGUUACCCAUUGGUGCUUUUCAGGUUGACUCCUUCCGUGAAUGUGACAACUCUCACAUCUACUCUGCUGCCUGUCAAGUUAAAGUAUUCAAACCUAAGGGAGCUGACCGCAAAAAUAGAACCGAUCGAGAGAAGAUCGAUAAGCGAACCAAAGUUGAAAGGCAACAAUAUCGUGCUUCAGCUCCUACUACAUUCCUUGAAGAAGUUACCUACUGUCCGAUGAGUCGACUUGCACUUAGCGACCCAGUACCUGCCAGCCCCGAUCACUCUGUUCUCGCAGCUUUAGAAGACUUUCUCUCCUCUUCGUGCAAUCAACAUCCCGUAGAUGAUAUCUCCCAUGUUCCCUAUCCUACGCCUCCUGCACGAAAUGUACAACAAUCCUUGCCUACAACUUCUUCCUCCUCAUUUCGAGAUCGGGUGGUUGUGGAUCAGCAAAUUCGUCCUCCUUCUCCCUCCAUGCUGGUUCAGCAGCAGCAGUGUAAACGAUUGGCGCAAGACGAUGAAGUUGGUCUUGAUAUGGGGUUGAGCGAAAUCAGCCUGGUGGGAGGGAAGACGCAUUUACGACUGGCGAAUGGAUCCGCUCCGCUGAUGCCUCCUCCUGUGAAGAAUGGACGGCUGUUUGACCUGGGGGUUGGAGGGGAUUACUAUGGCAAUGAAAUUCCGACUUUAACCCGUUUUGAUGUCAAUGUGGAUGCUCUACCUUUCUCCCAAUGUGAAAUCAGCGAGAACCCCAUCUCAAUUUCCAACCCUUCAUCUUCAUUCCCUCCAAUUUUCUCCUUUCCUAUUCCUUCACCUACCGUUAUUUCUUCCAAUAGCAAUGGUGUCUUUAAACAACCCCAGCCCCAACCUUCAUCCCAAAAACGUAGUACCACACCGUUGGAUGAUGAAAUUCCAUGUCCUGGCACUUGUUCCUCUUGUGGUCGUGCUUGCUCCUCCUACUUUUCCUCUAUUGACCAUCAUCAGUAUUCUGGCUCGCAUUCCUUUUCCGAUUUAUCCCAAGAAUGGAGUGUCAAACGUCAGAGACGAAAACGACAGUCUAUUGGUAGUUCUUGGCACGAUAGUGAGCACUAUGCUCAUGUAGACAAUGUUACACAAGAGACUCCCUCUGCGGUUACCCCUUGUGUCCCUGUCAUGGUAACUACAUCAGAUUACUCGAGUCAAACCCUGGAUGAGGAUAAUAUCGAUGGACAGCCUCGUAGACCGUCUACAUCUAGUGAGACAAGUCAGGCCCUUCCCUCGGAUGAAAAAUCCUCAAAGCCACCAUCUCAAACAACGAAAAGUGAGGGGGAAGAUAACGAGGAAGAGGAUUUUGGCGAAGAAGGAGAUGACGAGAGAAGUGAGGGUGGCUGUGGGAUUCCUAAUACCCUCCAGGAGAACACCCCUGCAACUCCCACCUCCUUAGAAGUUCAUACGACCCCUUCUGGUACGCCCACAGGGAAAACUGGAGUGGUGCCUCGUUCAGGAGCUUGUACGAUGAAUAAUUAUGGACGAAAGGCUCGGCCAGCAUUCCGUGCCGACAUGUCUAGGACAGCGGUAUCAUGUUGGUUGCGAGUCGCGGGUUUCGGAAGUUUGAGGUCGAAGUUUGCCAAAUUUACUGGGGCUGAUAUGCUUCGUCUGAGUAGGCGAGAUCUUGUCCUUAUGUGUGGAACUAUGGAAGGUAUUCGAUUGUCAAAUGCUCUUCUUCAGAAGCCUCCCAGGGCGACUUGCACAAUAUUCGUGAAAAAGGAAUCUGAAUCGGUCUUUCAGUCGAUAUACCUGUACCAACAAACGGAAUCCGAGUUGCGCAUUCGUCUCUCAUCGUACCUCAAGUUGUCUACUUCUCUUCAAAACAUUUCAAUUAUUUUAAAGAAAUCCCCCAACCUGGACAUUGCAAUUAACGACGAGAUGGUCGCCUAUUUCGACGAUCAGAGUUGCUAUACAGUUCAAGUGUCUGAGAUGAAUCCAGAGGAUAAAGUGACUGUUUUUAUGAGUAAAAUUUGA